Messenger RNA from Heterobilharzia americana, 997 nucleotides. NCBI's taxonomy places the organism in Eukaryota, Metazoa, Platyhelminthes, Trematoda, Strigeidida, Schistosomatidae. The record is from the annotation of a GenBank genome assembly.
UGUUUUUCCAGUACAAACAGCAAACACCUUCAAUACUAUGCUGUUUUUGAAAAAGUGCUAAUAAUGUCAGGUUUAGUAUCAGAUGUUGCCUUGGUGGUCAAAAAGCAUAUACCUUUAAUAAAGUUUCGCAGUCAGCUGAAAAGUUUAAUAAAAAGCUCAAGUAAUUCUCAAGUUCAGGCUACUUCAUCUACUUUUGUCGUGAAAUCAUCGGUACCACGUGAGGCCGCUGUCGAGCCAUCUGCCAUAAGUUCGAAAUUUCGAAGGAAAAAGAUGACAGAUGAUGAAGUUGCAUCUUACGAGAGAGCACUCUUGUAUGAUUAAUAUGAAAUCACACAGUAGUUGAUGUCCGUUGCUUGAUUUGAUGGAAAUUAAAUAAUACAAUAUUUUGCUUAGUACUAUUUCUGAGUGCAGCUACCUUGAUAGUGUCGUUAUCUCCACAAAUCUAACUGUUGUUAAUUGUUAAGCUAAAGAAGCGCUUUGGAUUGUUGCGCAGUAUUGUGAGGUUAUAUGUUGAUAUUGGUUGACUUUGCUGAAACGGUGUUGGUUUAGAUCAAUACUUCACUACAAUCUUAAAGUUGAUAAGCGUAGAACUCGUACUGACAAAUUUCCUGGUUUAAUAAAGUUACAUGGUCUGAAUACUCUGGAUCAGCUAGAAAGUGACAUAUGGUCAGCUUUUGAGAAGUUGGAGGUAAGUUGAGUCAUGUUUCGGGAAGUAUCAUUAUUUCACAAAGGCCUACAUGGUUAGUAGUGCUGUUUUACAUUUUCAUUAUUUCGCUUCUUUACGUUUGUCCAAAGUUAGAUCCAUUCAACUGCUUUUUUAUCUCUCCCGAUAAUAAUCCGUAUGACUAUUUCACGCAUGCCAUGACAAACGAUGUUAAAAUCAUGCGUUUAAGAUCGAUUGUUAUUUAUGAUGAUUGCCUUAGUCGCCAAUAAAUUCUUAUCGUCUUCUGUCUUUAUUAUGAAUUUUCAUGCUUGGUACAGGGAACCACGGCGUUCG